Messenger RNA from Musca domestica (house fly), 1624 nucleotides. It is a transcript of the gene La, whose product is annotated as la protein homolog. Gene Ontology annotation, biological process: positive regulation of translation; RNA processing. The record is from RefSeq and is a predicted model, not a curated record. Gene Ontology annotation, molecular function: RNA binding. The coding region runs from base 130 to 1311 and encodes 393 amino acids. Gene Ontology annotation, cellular component: cytoplasmic stress granule; nucleus; cytosol. NCBI's taxonomy places the organism in Eukaryota, Metazoa, Arthropoda, Insecta, Diptera, Muscidae. The transcript has 3 exons.
CUGCGUUGGCUUCUUUUCUUUUUCUAGCGUGUUUUGUCUGACACACACGUGUUUUACCGCUCUGAUUGUCCUGCAUACGUAAAAAAAUAUUCAAUUUUACACCGAUUUUAUUCAAUAAAUAUCACCAAAAUGGCUGAAGUUACCGAACAACAACCCGAGAAAGUUGAAGAAGUUGCAAAGGAAACUCCUGCAGCAGAAACCACCGAAACACCGGCCGAUAAUGGUUCCACUGACGCCACCGCUGCCGCCGCCGCUGCAACUGAGGAAAGUUCUUCGGAUUUGGAAAAGAAAAUCAUGAGACAAGUUGAAUAUUAUUUUGGUGAUGCCAAUUUGAAUCGCGAUAAAUUUUUGCAAGAUCAAAUUGCCAAGGACACAGACGGUUGGGUGCCAAUUUCCGUGUUGUUGACUUUCAAGCGUUUGGCUUCCUUGAGUUCCGAUGCCAACGUUAUUGCUGAAGCUUGUGCCAAGUCAGACGAGGGUUUGGUUGAGGUCAGUGAAGACAAGAGCAAAAUCAGACGCCAUCCUGAAAGACCAUUGCCCGAACAUAAUGAAGAGAGACGCAAGGACAUAAUGUCACGUACAGCAUAUGCCAAGGGUUUCCCAUUGGACUCGACAAUGGAUUUACUUUUGGACUACUUUGCCGCCUUCGAAAAGGUUGUACACAUCAACAUGCGCAAGUAUUUGGAUAAGCCCACCAAAACCUACAAGUUCAAGGGUAGUGUGUUUGUCACAUUCGAAAAGAAGGAACAGGCUGAGGAGUUCAUUGAAAAGGCACAGCCCAAAUACAAGGAUACCCAAUUGAUUGUCAAAUGGCAAGAAAAAUACAUUGAGGAAAAACGUGAGGAACAAAAGGCCAAAACCAACAAAAAGAAAGAGAAGAAGGAAAAGGAAGAAGAAUCCAAGAUUAAUUUGCCCAAGCGUUCUGUGUUCUUCUUCGAAGGUGCCAAAGAUGAUCUUUCACGUGAAGCUAUCAAGGAAGCCAUACAAAAGGUGUCCAGUGAUUGGGAAAUUGCCUAUGUUGAAUACAACAAGGGUGAUAAGUCUGGUCAUGUUAGAUUCCAUGAAGAAGAUUCUGCUGUUAAAUUCCUAGAGAAAUUGGAAGAUAAGAAGUUGAAAAUCAAUGAUGAUCUUACCCUUGAAGUACGCACCCUCAGCGAAGAAGAAGAAACUGCCUUCCUCGAAAAGGCCGUUGAAAACAUGAAGAAUCGUCGCAAUCAUUUCAACCAAAAGAAAGGUGGUUUCAAUCGCAAACGUCGUGGUGGCCACAAUGAUCGCAAUGAUGAAAAGAAAGCCAAGGCCAGCGAUGAAUAAAUGUGCAAAUGCAACACAUGCCAAAGGGCGGCAGCAGUGGUGGCGAUGUUUAUAUUUAUUUUCCUCCCUUUAGUUAGAUCUUAUUUACAUAUAUAUAUAUAUUAUAUACAAACAACACAUACCCAUAGAUAUAUAACAAACCAUUAUUACAUUAAGUAAUAUACCUAUAUAGUUUGUUGUUUUCAACUUCUCUCCAGUUCUCUUUUGAACUCUCUUAAAUCAUAUGUAACUAUAAAAUUAUGUUGUAUGAAUUUUGGCUCAUGCUAAGAAAGAAUGAUUUAAAGUUGUAUAAAACGAUUAUAUCUAUAACAAA